GUUUUUAGAAACUUGUGAAGAGCUGCAUAAACGUAAGCUAGAUGUAUAAGUUCCUACAAGUCUUCGCCAUCCUCGGCAUUGCCGCUGUUCUGGCCCUGCCCGCGCCUUCAAACGAAAAUGGAUCACAUUCCGCAAAUCAGGCGCAGAACGACGACAUAUCCAACGUCAAGAACAAAUCUUCCGAUGUUGCCAAUGAUCUGCAACAACUGGUAGGAUCAGUAGAACAUCUGAUACAGAACGAACUGAAGAAUGCUGCCAACACAUCUUUGAACAUUGCGGAGGACGUGUGGCAUAAGUUGAACGCGAGCAAAAAUGAAGUUGCGGGUGCCGUUAAAAAUGCUACACGGGACUUAGAAAACCUCCUGCAUAAUCUUCACAAUAAAACCGCCAAUAACUUGGAACGCAUCGGAAACGCCACGCAAAAGAACAUACAUGCGCUCGAGGAUGAUCUCUCGCACGUCGUGCAAGAGGCGAGGAAGGGCAUCGCGUUGCUUAAGAACGACACCUCAAAAGCAGCACACGAUUUAUCCAACAGAUUAGAGAACCUUGUCAAUAAAAGUGUCGAUGCUUUAAAAAAUGUCAGCCAAUCCGUAAGACACGCAAUCGAUCAAGCUAAACAAGAUGCCGCUAAGGUUUUCGCACAGGUGAGGAACGCCACUGCGGAGAAGUUGCAAGAAAUUCGAAACAAAAGUUCAGAGAUCCUACAACACAUACAGUACGAUAUUCGAUUUGUAAAACAAAUAAUUAGGGAUGACAUAAACAAUAUCGAAAAUUUGUUUAACGACUUGAGAAAUGGAACAGCAUCUAUUAUUAAAGAUGUUGCGAACGACGUUAGAAAACAGGUGAACGAAAUUCAGCAGAAUGUAGCUAAAGCCGUAAACGAAACCAUACAGAACGUCAAACACACGUUGGCUGAUUUGAGGAAGGACGCUCAGCAGAUCGCAGAGGACCUCAAGAACCAGACUGAUCACGUCAAAGAAGAUGUCGCUAAUAUUGUACAUGAUGUGAGCAAACAGAUACCGGAAAUCGUUAACAAAACCGUAGACUUAUUAAAGAAUGUCACCAAAGGGCUUACAAACGAAUUUGAACACAUCGUACAUAAUGUUUCGGGCGUUGUAAAUAAUGUAGUAGGAAAUGUUUUGAAUACGAUCAAGAAUGUAAACCAAGUAGUAGAAAAUAUUGUUAAAGAUAUCAUAGGUAAAGUUAAAAAUAUUGAAGAUGAUGGUAAAGUAAUUCUACGCAAUGUGACAGAGAGGGUCGCGAAAGAUAUAAAUGAUGCUGCAAAAAUAGUAUCCACGAUCGUGUCUGGUAUUAAAAACAAAACGCAAGAACGAUUGAAUGAUCUUCGAAAGAAGGUCGAUGAAAUGAAGGACGAUGCAAGGCACAUCAAAGGCGAUAUUCAAAAACAGGUGGAGGAAAUUCAACAUGACAUCAAUAACGCUUUGAACAAACUGGAAAACAACAUGAACAGGACAUUGCAGGACGUUAGAGCUAAAGCUGCAAAUAUUAUAAAGAACGUGAAAAAUGCCACGCAGGAAAAGGUCAAAGAAGUUAUGCAAAAAGCUGCUGAAGCGGUGAACGAAGCGAAAGGUCAACUCAAGGAUGCUAAGGAGGAGGUAGCUGCUGCCUUGAACAAGACGUUGUCUUCGUUGAGAGAGGAUGCUGCUAAAACAUUGAAUACAACUCGAGCAAUUAUUCAUGACGUGGUAAACGAACUGAAAAACCAGACUGCCGAUACUUUUAAUAUGUUUAAGAACAUAACGAAAAAUGCUUUGAAUGAUGCCAGAAAGAAAUCCGCGACUUUCGUGAGAGAUUUGAAAGAUACGGUAGGACAAAUUGCUGAAGACUCUGCUAAUUUGAUUAAGGACACGCUGCAUUCUUUUAACAGUAUCGUUGGUGAUAUUUUUAACGACGUUAACGAUGGAAUUGAAAACGCAGUGGGCACCGUUAACAACAUCGCUUCUAACAUAUACGAUCAAGUAAAAAAUGCAGUUUCAACUGGUGUAGAUACGGCUAAGAAUGUAAUAGAUGGUGGCGCGCACGUGGCUCACGAUGUAGCAAGUGGUGCACAAAAUGCCGUUGGCAAUGUUGUAAAUGGUGCAUUAUCAUUUAUAUAAGUGUACUGUAAUUAAAGAUGGAAUUCAAGCUUAGUAAAUUUAGAUAGAAUUCAGAAUGGGUUUAACCACGUGUCUAGUCAGACAUGUAAGCUCUACCCCUUAGAAAUUAUUAGAUAGUUUAAUUUAAAAAAUGUAAUUAUUUGGAAAUGUUUAAAUUUCUAAAUCUCUUUGUGUACUACAAUAAUUUGAAUUUGUGAAUUCAUAUUGAAUUUGAUUCCAUCUAUAACUACAAUGUACACAAUUACAACGAACAAAUAUAGGUAAAUGUAGCUAUACAAGGUGAAAAUUUGCUAUAUACAUAUGUUGUAUAAAAACGAAAUUUCAUUUCAGUCUUUUAAACAUCAUCUUGUAUUUGUAUUCAGGUCCAACUUGAUACUUGAAUAAAUACUAGAUUACAUAGAAAAAACAGUGCAAAUGACUAAUAUUAAAAUACCUAAUACCUAAAAAAUCCUUAAACUGGUAAAUAAAACAACAUUGAAAUUAUAAAUAAUGAGCAGUGAAAAACUGAAAUAAAAUAUUAAUAUGAUAAAAAUUAGUACUGACUUUGUUUAAACCAAAAACCUGUAUAACUAGAAAAAUUAUUAACAUGUUCGCUAUCAGUUUCAUAUACAUUUCGAAUUUCUCGAAGUCAUUUCCUUGUUUUAUGUUUAAAACAAAUAAAAAUCAAAUUCUUAAAAAUUAGAUAAUCCUAUUUAGUACAUAGCAUACUAUUUUAUUAUUUCCUAAUAAAUUUCUAAUUUAAUGUUUAUAGCGAACGUGUUAAUUACAUGUUAUAUAAUUAUAUGAUUAAUAUACACAUAAUUGUAUACGGAAAUAACAGAAUAAAUGAGAUUUAAUUUAAUCAAAUAAGUUUGAAUU
Megachile rotundata (alfalfa leafcutting bee) is the source of this 2975-nucleotide messenger RNA. RefSeq lists its product as uncharacterized. The record is from RefSeq and is a predicted model, not a curated record. Gene Ontology annotation, cellular component: extracellular region. Gene Ontology annotation, molecular function: lipid binding. NCBI's taxonomy places the organism in Eukaryota, Metazoa, Arthropoda, Insecta, Hymenoptera, Megachilidae. Gene Ontology annotation, biological process: lipid transport; lipoprotein metabolic process.